GAAAUAUCAAAUUUUAUUAAACUAAACGGCGUUAAUAUUAAGAAUAAUGGCGGAAAAAGAGGGAAAAAAAGAGGCAAAACGUAUGUCUUUUUUUAAUCUGCAAAAAAACGCUACAACCAUUCCUCAGAACAAUCUAUUGAAGGUUCAAAGUGGGAAUAUUAAAAGAACUAUAUCAGUUUUUGAGCAAUUAUCAUGCCCGAAACAAUUACCAGAUAAACAUGAUAUUGCUAGGAAUGCACGGAGUUUAUCAAGGGUUCAGAAUGUAUUAUUAAUGAAUGAAAAUGGACAUUCAUGUAUUUCUUUGGAAAAGAAAGAAAAUAUUAAGAUGAAGGCUAUAAGUCCGUUAAAUAGGGUUGAACUGGGAUCAGAUUCAAAAAUAAUGAAAGAAGGAGUUAUUUCAGAGCGAAGGCCAUCUUCAUGGGCUUUUUUGUCGUCAAAUUCGAAAGAAUUUGAUAUAAAUAAGGAAAAAACACCAGUUAGAAAAUCAUUGCUAGAUCCAGUUGAAAAGAAGGAAAAUAGGGAAGAAUUACGACAUUUGAAGUCGAAUAGUAAUGAAGGAGAUAUUUUUUCAUUAGAAGAAGCGAAAAAUAUGUCUAAAGAUUCAUCUAAUAAGUCAUUGGAUGAAAAAUUUUUUGAACUUGAAAGUUAUGAAAAUACGUUUCAUAUAAAUGAUUUAUCGGGUAUUUUAUGUAAUUCAUUGGAAUCAGGAUCAUUAUUUGAGGAGGAUGAUUUAAAAAAUGAAUCUAGUUCUGCUAAAGAAAGAUCAGAAGUGGAAAAAGUAUUUAAUGAAAAAUAUUCCAAAUUAAUACAACAAAAUAAUGAAUUGAGGGAUAAAAAUAAGCAUUAUGAAGAAGUUAUAGGUACACUAAAUAAGGAAAUUGAGGAGAAGAGUUCAUUAAUGUCUAAAACUGAGGAUAAUAAAUACAUAGAACAAAUUAAUUCUCUAGGUUAUAAGGUAGAAAAACUGACUUCCGAACUGAAUAAUUCAAGUACAUACAAUGAAAAAUUAUUAGAACAAAUAAAUUUUUGCAAGUUAGAAAGUCAAUUAUCUACAGAUAUUUUAAAAAGUGAAAUUGAAAAGUCAAAAGAUAUUAUAAAAAGUUUGGAAGAACAAUUAAAGAAUUAUGAUGUGAACCAAUCAAAUUUCCAUGAACAUUUAGAAUCUGUGAAAUUAUACUAUAUAGAAAGAGAAAAAGCACUUGAAAAUAAACUUAUAUCUGCAGAGCAAGCUAUAGAUGAUGAAAAGAUCAGAUCUACUAAAAAUAUGAAAGAAAUACAAAAAAAAUUAGAAGAAUCAGAUUUGUUAAAAAAGAAUGUCGAGGAAAGGCUUUCUUUCACAUUAACAGAAAAUAACAAAUUAUUAAAAGAAAUAAGUUAUCUAAGGAAUAAUUACGAUAUUAAAGACAAUUAUGAAAGCGUUUUAGAAGACUCAGAAGUUUGUAUAUCUUUGAAAAAGAAUCAUGUUAAAACAAUUAAGAAAAAAAACAAUGCCUCUUUGGAAAACUCUACAGAUAUUAAGGAAAUCAAUAAUCAACUUAAAAUAACUCAAGAUGAAUUACAAGAAGAAAGAAAGAAACUAGAAGACAAAACAAAACAAUGUGAUAAGCUUUUUCUUGAUUUUUCUGAAUUGGAAAUGAAAUAUUUUAAUCUUCAGAAGAAAGUAUUAAUAAAAAAUGAACAGAUUACAAAGCAUAUUUUUAAGAUUAAGGAGCAUGAACUAACAUUAGAAUCUUUACUUAAAGAGCAUAAUUCAGUUAUUGAAAAAUUAAAUAUACAACAAAAUAUAUUAUGUAAAUAUACCGAUAUGAUAAAGGAAAAAGAUAAUCUUAUAAAACAUUAUAAAGAGGAUUUCGAAAAAUUACAUUUUAUUUAUUUAGAAGAAAUUAAUCAUAUUCACAAUAACUUUGAAAAUAGGGAAAUAUUAACACAUUAAAAGAAAAAAAAGUGCAACAUACAUAUAUAUCCAUUGAGCAAAUAUA
This is a messenger RNA of Pneumocystis carinii B80, 1979 nucleotides long. RefSeq lists its product as hypothetical. The transcript has 5 exons. The record is from RefSeq and is a predicted model, not a curated record. NCBI's taxonomy places the organism in Eukaryota, Fungi, Ascomycota, Pneumocystomycetes, Pneumocystales, Pneumocystaceae. The coding region runs from base 47 to 1933 and encodes 628 amino acids.